Dentiscutata heterogama is the source of this 468-nucleotide messenger RNA. Lineage: Eukaryota; Fungi; Glomeromycota; Glomeromycetes; Diversisporales; Gigasporaceae. The record is from the annotation of a GenBank genome assembly.
AUGAGUCAAUUGCGUGCUGCAAUGAAUCAUCGUAAUAACUUAAAAGCUAUUGAAAAUUUAAUUAAAAAUUUUCAAAACAAUCAAAAUAACUUUCAACUAUCAGAUAAUUCUGAAAUAUUAAAUUCUACACAAAGCAAUCAAGAUUAUGCAAUAGAUAUUAGCGAUUCUGAGGACGAAGAGAUUCAAGAACAAGAAAGAAAUAACAAUGCUAUAAGUGCAGAAGAGUGGAAUGAAAUAGUGUCAAAAUGGAUUACUAUGGUUGAUGAUGAUGAGCAUGUACGAAAUGAAGAAGAGUGGGAUCUACAAGAUUCAGAUGAAUUAGAGCUUGACGAAAAUGCAAUAACUUCAAACCAAGUUGAUAAUGUAAUUGAUCAUCCAUCAAUUAAUAAGGAUGCAAAAUGGAAUCUUGGUAGUUUAUUUAGCCAAAAUCUUCUAACACCACCAUAUCUUUCUGAAUUAGAAAAAUAA